Apus apus (common swift) is the source of this 9486-nucleotide messenger RNA. RefSeq names its product sushi domain containing 6 (gene SUSD6). NCBI's taxonomy places the organism in Eukaryota, Metazoa, Chordata, Aves, Apodiformes, Apodidae. The transcript has 8 exons. The record is from RefSeq and is a predicted model, not a curated record. The coding region runs from base 2742 to 3677 and encodes 311 amino acids.
UUCAAGACAGUUUAUUGAGGAAGCUCAUGCCGUUGAAGAUCUGCAGGAUCAGAAAAGUUAGAGGUAUAAAGUCCUGUAAACCCCCUUCUCUGCUGCAUCAGUUGACCCCUUCCCCCAGCUUCUAGCCUUCUCUGCCUGUGUGUUGAAUGGUAGGCAGGCUCCAAAAGGAGAGUGUAUACUGAGAACCUGGUUGAUGUGUCUCAUGUCACUCUAGUGAUUCCCUGAGGGGAACUGCUGUCCUGGCAAGCAGCCCACCCAGCAGUAAAUUUGCUUCCUGGUAUAAGUGAGUGUUAAGUGGAAUGGGUUGAUCAUCACCUCUGCAGGAGUAACCUUGUAGGCAAGGUAAAGUAGAGCUUUUAGAGCUGUUAGAGCAGGGUAAAGGGAAACUGGCUUCUGGAAGUGCUUUUAUGUGAAAAAUGAAACACUGCGUCAUGUUUAUGCUAUAGACUAGAAUGGCUUUCAGUCCAGCAGUGUAAACUCACUUGCCAUGACUUAUUUCCUUGUAGGUGCUUCUACUUUGCUAAGCUAGAUGUGCACCACUUUAACCUUAUGGUUGGAAGUGAACCGGUUUCAAUACUCUGUGUCUCUGUCCAUAGCUCCUCUAGCUUACACUUUAAAAGCUCCAGAACCAUUAUGAAAACUUAGACUGUUUACGUUUUCCCUCAACUAAUUUUCUUCAUGAUUUGUAAUUAAAUGUUGCUGUGGUUUGCUGCUGUUCCUUUUUUCUCCUGCAUUGAUUUAAUGGGGUUUUGUAAUAAAAUGAGUGGGAACUGAAAGAACAUCUGAUUAAAACUUGAGUUUUAAGUCUUUUUUGGGAAUGAAGAUAGAUAAGAAGUUAUGUUGAGUGUUGGAUCUCUUUCUGCAGUACUCCUAAGGUAGCAUAAGUUUUAAGAGGAAAUCCUGUUGAAACCCCUCCAACCCAAUAAUGCCCUCCCAAUCCCAACUCCCCAGUUUCUGUACGUGAGCUUGAGAAUUAUAUUUUUACACUAUAUAAAAUUGUAGAUAUUUCAAUAGCUAAAGUUACAACUUGAUUUUCAACAAUACCUGUUAAAAGCAACUUGCUUUGAAAGGAGCUGUAGUUUGUAUGUGUAGUUUUAAACAUAUAGAUCAGGGAAAUACUUUAAUGUCUCUCACCUAUUUAAGAUGUCUGGGUUUUUUUUUUCUUCUUGGUAAAUAACUUCUGGAGAGUCUUCAAAGAGUAGAUAUUGAAGCAGCCCACACUAAUACAAUUAUACUGUGGGGUGUGCCAGAAUCUCCUUUGGGUAUUAGAGCCCGUUUGUGCCAAUCACUCACAAGGCAUUUUACUUGUUAGACCUAGUAAGGUGCUCUAAUGUUAAUUAAAACCCCUUUAAAUGAGGGAUGGGUUGCUCUUCAAUGAGCCAAAAGGCAAAAGAAAGCUGAUGUGCAGUGUAGAAGACUUACCAGUAAUUUAUCAUUCUCUGCUGUGUGGGGAUUUAUUGUACUUGAAAGCUAAGACAGAAACUGUCCUCAAAAUAGACUGUAUAGGUUAUCCUUUGUUGUUGGUACACAGCCUGAGAACAAUCCCUUCUGUGCUACAACACCAGCCUGGAAGGGUGAUUGACAUCUCUGCUUUUCAAGAGAAGUGUCAAAUUUUAGAGCAUUGCUCAGAGGGUAUGAAGGCUUCACUUUGCCAUCUGCUGCUGCAUAUUCCACUGGUGACCCAGUGGCCAUAUGUGAGAUCAUCCUGAAAGCUUUGACACCAGCUCCUCUCUGAGACCCCUCGUUCACUUUUCUAAGUCCCAAAAGGGCACACUGCUUGUUUCAGACAGGGGAGGCUCUUGUUUUCCCGUUAGGAAAAUCUAGUAGUAUGUCUUCAUAAAACUAAAGCAUUAUUGCAAAUAAUGUGUGGUCCUGAAAAACGGCAAACUGGUUCUGUGAUAUGCAACAAAAAUAUGCUGUAGACUCAUCUUAGACUUUGCCCUGGCUUUGUGAGAUGAGACUAUAAAACCAUGUAAGCCUACUAACAGAGAUCCCUUAAAAACUGCUUAAUGGGUAUGGGGAGUAGGGUUUAUAUGGUCAGGAGUCAUCGUGUCUUCUGGUAAGCAUGUGAUUAUUUAAGUUGAAUGAGAGACAUGAGGAGGAGUUUGUUAGGUUUACUUUUUCAUUAGCUCUGAGAACCUCCAUCUCAAGCCUGUUUCUGGUUUGCUGUCUUGCAGGGCUUGCACACUUCUGAGACUCAAAAAAGCUGACAUUUAAAUGUGACAGUGAAGUGUUUUGACAACAAAGGAGAUCUUUUAGCAGGCUAGACAAAAAUUCCUUUCAGCUGCACAGCUUUUACUUUCACUUUUGGAUGACCAGUUUGCCCAGUUCUCAGUUGGUUGCUGUGCUUUUCCAAGUGGAGAAAAUUACCUUAUCAAUAACCAUCCUUGUUAAUUUUUGGAAUUUUUAAUACUAAUGCUGAAUAAAAAGUGUAAAUGAGAGGGUAAGAGGCAGUGAAACAUACCUGUGGGGGGUUUUUUUGGCACCAUCAAAGUAUAUUUCCUUUCUCCAGUACUUGUUUGGAAAAUUUGUAGAAGUGGAUGUGUGUAUCUGAUGGCUGGACUUGAUGCAGUUCUAAUCUGUAUUUCAGGUGUGUGAAUCAAGCUCUCCUCACUGAAUCAUCGCUUUCGUUGUACUAACUUGACAACCAUUGUAUGCUUGUGUCAACACCAGACCCAAGGUGCUCCUGAUCAACCAGAUUUUACGGGAAUUUUUUAAAAAGAAACUGCAGUGGGUAAAAGAUGUGCCAUGGAAUGGUAGCACCAAAGAACAACACAGGAUCGUCUCUUGCCUUGACUAGCCAUGGAUUAUUUAUUCUGCUAGUUACCUUUGGUACAUUUAUCUUGGAAGCACAGGCCACAGGUUGGCUCAGCAAAUCCAAAGGACCUGCAUAUUGUCCCCAGCCACCACAGCCUGAGAAUGGAGGCUAUAAAUGCCACCCUAGCCCCUGCAACAACCCUCUGACUUCAGGCAGUGUCAUAGAGUAUCAGUGCAUUGAAGGCUACAUGCUGAAAGGAGAUUAUAAAUAUUUGACCUGCAAGAAUGGGGAGUGGAAGCCAGCCAUGGAAGUCAGCUGCAGGCUCAGCCCUGAAAAGGACUCUCCUCCAACAAUUGGAGUGCCCACGCUGUCCAUAGUAGCUUCCACAGCAAGCUCUGUCGCCCUGAUUCUGCUCUUAGUUGUGCUGUUUGUUUUGCUGCAGCCGAAGCUGAAGUCAUUCCAUCAUAGCAGGCGAGACCAAGGUGUGUCUGGAGAUCAGGUCUCUAUCAUGGUGGAUGGUGUCCAGGUGGCCUUGCCAUCCUACGAAGAAGCAGUGUAUGGCAGUGCAGGGAACUGCAUUCCACCCUCAGACUCCCGAGUGCAGAUCGUGCUCUCGGAGGGAGCUGGACAGAACGGAGCCAGAGAGAUGCAGCAGCAGGACCAAGGGGCUCGUGGUAGCUUUGAAAGAGAAGAUGAAGCUCCUGGACAUUCUGGACUGUGUGAAGCGAGUGGCUCUCAGCGCUCUGAAACUGUCCUUGUGCAUCAGGCUGCUUCCUCUUCCUGGGUAGCUGACAUGGCUAGCAGUAGGCCUGUACACAAAGAGGUUCAAGAUUCGGAAAGCAGUGACAUACAGAGCCUUUUAUCACUCACUUCCUCUGAGGAAUACACAGAUGAUAUUCCCUUAUUGAAGGAAGCAUGAGGCCUGCUGUGUUUGUCUAGCCUUGUCCCUCUUGGAUUUCUUCCUCCUCCUCUCCCCCUGCCUUUGGGACAGAAGCACUCUGUGCAGCCUUCCCCAUCCUUGCGAGCUGUGCCCUGGAUACCUCCCAGCAGAGAAGCCCUCAGCUGAAUAUCCAAAGGAUGUCGCCAGGUUGCCUCCUGGAUGCACCAGUGAAGUUGGUGCAGCACUGGCUUCCCCAUUCCAUCUGCAUCAGGGGCUCAAGGAACAAAGUGGAUUUGAGCUCUCCUUCCCUCGUCCCCUGCCAGAUGUUUGACAGCAGUCUCUGAAGAGCUGCUUUUUUCUUGUGCCUUUCUCCUCCUCACACCGGCUUGUUGCAGCUUAUCGGCCUCUCUAGUCCUUCUGCUGCCCAGAGAGCAGGGGCUAAAACUGCUCGCUCACUGGGUGCAGACACAGUUUAUAUAUACGUAUAUAUGUUAUAUAGGCUCUUCUUCCAGCAUCCUCUGUGUCAUAGGAUAGGACUAAACGCCUUGAUGGGACUGAAGCUGGGCUUGGGAGGGAUCCCAGUUAAGGGGCAGCUUGUGAUAUCUAGAAGCGCCUCAGAUGAGAUGGGCUGUGCGACAACUUAGCUGUGCAAUAACAGUUCAUUGGGACUUGCUAGAGUGCUGAAGGCUGUGAACUCCAGUGUGUGGGAAUGCCCUCUGCCCCUUCUCAAAAACCGUCUCUGCAGGAGUCCAUUCCCAAAAAUUACUUUUGUCUCCUCCUUCCUUCUCUACCUGUGCAGCCCACAUGUUACACAUGUUCCUAGAAGCUGGGACUGUCCUGCCAAUAAAACAAACCCUUUCAGCUUUGGUCUGGUGCCAGAGCAGCUACUGAUCUAAGGUUGUAAAAGAGCCUUGGAGAGUGGCCAGUGGGUAGCAGGGUCCAGAAAGCUUGGAGGGUGUGACUUUCACUUUGCUAACCCUGUGUUAACUGUGAGUUAGCCCUUUCACUGAGGCAUCAGGACUGGAACCAAAUUUGUGGCCCUGCUUUUCUAAAUAAGCUGUGUGUUUCAAAGCUUUUUCAUUUAAGGUAGUUCUGCACUCAAGCUUAGGUUCCUUUUGGUCAGAUCUUCAGGCAGAGGCAAUGCUUGAAAGUAGUUCAGGUAUUUGAAAAUGUCAAGAGAAAAAAAUGCCUGUAGGUAGUGAAUGCUUAGUGCCAUUGGUACAAUCCCAAAAUACCUUUGCAGCCACACUCGGUACCUCGGUACUUUAAUCCUGGGUAGCUGCCAUCUCAGGGGCUAGUUUAUCUUCCUAACUUCAUACAGCAAGAAUCUAUUUUAUCCUAAUGGGCUUCAGUGGGCCCACAGAGAAGGGCUUCUUCCUUGUGGCUGGGUGUAAGCAGUAUUUAUAAAGUCUCUCCUAAAUACAACAAACACAGUUGCCUGUUGCUGUGAGGGAAGGCUGGAUACAUUGAAAGCAGUGCCAAGAGGACACCAUAGCUUAUUCCAUAACCUAAGUUUUGAAGAUUGUUUCAAGUUCUGGUAGCAGGGAAAAGAAAAUCCAAAAAUAAGUAUACCUCUGCCCUCCACAGUUCUCUGUACCAGGUCAGAAUGUCCCGGUUGCUGUCAAUAGGACUUUUGUUUUGCAGGAAGCCACAUUUGUCUGAGGUAGGCAGUCCAAUGACAAGCUUUGUGGUGCUUGUAAGGUUCUUCACCACGGAGGUCUGGAUGCUGUGUUCCAUGGGAUUGGUUUCAGCAAGAAGAGUUGGCUUCUUAGAUGCAUGUACCUUGUCCUAACUGUCUUGAAGUAAUUAAGAGGGCGUUUGCCCUGUGAGAAGCUGCUAAAUGUUUGAGUUGGAGCAAAAUAUGGCCUUACACAUCAUGUGGUAAUGUACAGGUAUAUAGGGAUGCUGUCUUUGCUGCUUUGCUUUUUGUUUGUGAUCUUCACCAUCCUCAUCCUUGUUGUUUCAGGAACAUACCAUCACAACACCUUUAUAUGUAAAAAUCACUGUGGCUUAGCUCCAGUUCCUGGAAAUAGGGAUUGGCAUAUAGUAUCCAGACAUGCAUAUGUCCCUGAUAAGCUGUUAAAUCUCAGGAUACCUGGUACAGCACGUGCCUGUGGAUGGAAGAAUCCUAUUUUCCCCAUCUUUUGUUUAGAGGGAAGUUGUCACUUUAAAAAUACAGUAUUUUAAACUUCUUUCCCUAUUGUUCAUGUUACCUUGCAUUAACACAAGGAUUUGAUAAAUCCAGUUUGGGUGGUUUGUGUAAUUUUUGUUCAGUCUGGAUGAUGAAAAUCCCGUAUCAUUUUACAGUGGACUGCAGUGUCUCAGCUUCAAGCACUGUAGAGGGCAAAUACUGUUUGCACAUCUGCUAUUGGAAUUUUAGAAAAGUGUGAGAAAGUUUGUGUUUAGUUUUUAAUUCCUACAUUGGAACAUUCUCUAUGCUUGAGAAAAUUCCCAUUCAGUGGUUUUAUCAGGCCAGAUGCAGGGAUCAAGCAAGUGAAGUGGUAAGGCUGAGGGAGCGUGGAGGGAAGAAUGUGACUUCUUUCCUGCUGCCUAACCAACUAAAAACAGAAGGAGUUGCUCUUCGAUGCAUUUAAGGUCCUGUCUACUCAAACUGACCCCAGCAGUCAAGAUCUAGAAGUUGAGUACAUGCUGCCUGCCUGCAAGGGACAGUCCUUACCUUAGUGUUAGCACUGGGGGGUGGUGGGAGAAUCCCGUAAGGAAACUGAAAGCUGAUCCUGAGGCCUGACCUUGCCCUAGAUGAGCACCUGGUCUGCCAGCAGAAAGCACAUACUGUGUGGCCCAGCCUCCUCUCCCUGUAAAGCAAGCAGAUGCCAGUUUGGGAGAGAAAAUUCCAUUUGGGUGGGGAAGAGGAAUAUGCACAGAAGAGGGUGUGCUUUAAUUUUGUUUUGUUUAUAGAAAUUGAGGAAAAUGGCUUUACUAAGGAGGAGGGAAAUGCAGAGGUGGAGGGAAAUAUGCAAGCAUAGGUCUUGUGAUCAGGCAUAAACAGGCAGCUUCUGCUGCUUGCUGAGGGCAAACCAGCAGCUCCCAGGCCAGUCUCUGCUGGUUAACCUCUGCUGGUGCUUCCAGCGCUUGCAGAAGAGCUUGUCCCCUGCAGCAACACCUGUGGGAACUGGCCACAAGGAACCAUGGAAGCCACAACAUGUAAAACAGUUUACGGGCAUCACACUCCUCUUGCCCACAUCCUCAGGUUUGGAGUUUAUUUUCUUAUAAAGUGAGGUAGAGUGGCUGGGGAGAAAGAUGAAAGAUGUCUGCUUGACAAUUUAUUUAUUUUUUCCCAAAGGAGAGGGGGAACAAGGCCUCACUUUACGGAUUAUCAAGUGAUUGCUACUCAUUUGUGUUUGUUUUACUUCUGGGGAGGCUGAAGGAUUGGGAAGCUUUCUGGGCAGAGAUUUAGGAAAAACUAAAUUGCACAGUCCUGUCUUUACUUAUGGGAGCAAGGGCUGAAGCUUAAUGGUCCCUCAGUUGUGAGCUUCUGCUCUGUCUCAGGAGUGGUCAUUACCUCUGAGCAGAGUGUGUUUUCUCUUUGGCUGUUGCCACAGGGAAAUGCAGCCUGGAUCUCAGCAUGGUGAAUGGGAAGCACAGGGGCUCAGCCUUGCAAGAUGUGACUUUUCUUUCCUACCUGUGUCUGGCAAAAGAAUUCAAAGGUAUUUUUUCUUAUUUGGCUCUCCCAACAAAAUCCUCUCAUGUUCUGUCAUACAUGCUGAAUCCUGUGGUACUCGAGGACAUUAAAAUUAUUAAAUUACAUUGGAAAAAUAAAAAUGGCACUUCUUUUAAAGGUUUGUUAUUUUUGAAAUCUGGUAGGUUAAAAAAUUUAAAGGGCAUUUUAGAAAUUCAGAGUACUAUGUGCAAUAGAAGAACCUCCUUGCUCCCUUUCAGUUGCAUAGUUGUUGGUUUUGGUGUUUGUUUUUUUAAAAAUAAAUACAAGCUACUGCAGUGUUUACAGUGCAGGUGUUGCAGAACUUGGACCAAUCUGAGAGAACCAGAAAGUGAAGCUGACAGUAGCCUUGGGGGAAGCAGGGCAGCCUCCUGUCAGGAUCUGCACCCUGAAGUUCAGCUCAAGUGCUUGUGUCAGAGUCUCCUGCCACCUUGAAGAGGGUCAGCACCACUGGUGAGAGAGAUGGGUUUGUUUUAAAUACCUUGCAUCUCCCACUGCAUAAGAGGUAAAAAAUGAAGUCAGGAGGAGAGACAUGCUGCAGCAUGUGAGCCUGUGGAGUUGCUGCUGAGUUUAAACUUGGUGAGUUUGGGGGGGAGAGGAGCUCAAUGCAUUUUUAUCCUUUUUCCAUAGCCACCUGCUCUGUAGAAGAAUGCUUACGUGGCUGCUUGUUGUUACUCCUUGGACAACUUCCCUUGGGUUUCUCCUUAGCCUUUCAGCUAUGGUGUGGUGAUUCUUUUCAUGCAGCUGGAGCCUUUAUUUAGCCUUUCAGCUCGUGGUCAGGUGUGUUAGGAAGAAAUCUGUUGCACUUGUUUUGGGAGGCAACAUCCUAAGAAGCUCCCAGAGGUGGAUGACUUGGGUCAAUACUAAAGAGUGGGACUAAGAGAGCAACAGGCUCAGCUAUUGGAAAUAAUCUGGGAUGGUUACAUCAUUUGCAGCACAGAAAAGGGAACACAAGGCAGAGGGUUAAGGAAGAGCUCUGACUGAAAACAAAGUACACUGCAAGCUAAUGGGGUAAGACAUUCCUGGCCAGGUUGUAAGGAAGCACGUGCUUUGUUUAGAUGAUUUAGCAGACACCAGCAGGCUUGCUGUAUAAAAAAAACAAAUUAACACACAACUGGUUGGACACUUGAGAUUUCCUUGUUGACCUUUUUAGAACAUAUUUGCAAAACCUGAUUUUACUGUCCUGAUAGCAGUUGUUUUUUUAAAAAAAAAAUCUGCCUUAUUACUCUAUCCAGAUAACUAAUUAAAUAUAUUUCAUUUUCUGGUUUCUGUAUGUAAAUGCAAUAAAUCCCAUCCAUUUUGCACAUCCCGCCUCACCCUUCAGUCUUUACCAGGGAACUGCAGAUUGAACUUGCUCUUUGUGAAAACCUUGGUUGGCAGAAGAACUUAAUUAGAAAACAUUUAUUCUCUAUGAUACACUUUGAAAGUGCAGAGAGGUUUCCUAGAGCAGGCUUCAUUUCAAGGCAUAUUUUUAUACAGGAAAUAAGCCCCCUUUCAGUCCUUCAUCCUUUUCUCCUGCCCUUCCACACCAGGACAGAGCAGGCCACUUCCCACACUUCUCCAGGGCCCUGCAUUCAGCACUGCUUCCAAACUCCACCCUCUGCAGAUGAUGUUAUGGAUACAUGUACCCACCAGAAUGGCUUCCACUGACACCCUGCAUAUGCUUUCUGCAAGCUGUUCUUUUGCUGCUGUCCUGGGGUGUACAAGGACAGAAACAACUGAGUUGAGCUGGAAAACAGUUUUGAUUAUUAAAUUUGCUUCCUUCCAAAAGAAGACAAAGUGAAGUUGUCUGUGAAGCAGAUGUCCUAUGAUGCGGUGGGUAGACUGCUGGAAGUUGCUGAUGCAAAUGCAAGGGGAGCUUGAUUGCCUUUGUGCAUUAAUCUUUUCUUUCCCGUAUGUGUUUUAUUUUUAUCUGAAUUGCACCACUAUGGAAUUAUUUGCAGAAUGGUACUCCAUAGAAAUGUGGGAUUUGAGAACAAAACCAUAAUGGAUGCUGUGCAGGAUGUCACUCAAUCGGUUUUAUUUUGCUUUAUUUUAUAUAUAUUUUCUGGUAUCCUGUACAUUGCAGUGGGUGUGAAGAUAGUAUUUUAAUAUUUGUACAAAGUUUAAUUUAAUUGUUCUAUGUAUAUAACUGCAUUUCUAAAUUAAAAAAAAAAGUUCUUUUGAAGUGAA